CUCUACGUAAAUGAAUGAAAACUGAAAAGUAUAUAUGUUUUACUUCUGGAGCUUAUUUGUUAAGCUCUCUUUACGAAUCGUAAUCAAUGAUAUGGCAAAUCGUUCAUUUGGUGGCUUCGGAAGGCGAUGCUUUGCUUCAUUAUUCAAAUCCACUUUCACCUCUUACACUCCCAGUACCACCAGGCCAAUUCCAUACCAAGAACCCAAUUUAUCCUCAUUCAUUUCAUCGAACAGUUGGUGGGCAUUCAGAAACUUGACAAUUUGUAGGCACUACGGGUUUUCGUCUUCGUCAUCGUCAUCGUCAUCGUCAUCGUAUCAAUCAACAGUGCGUUGCGUUAUAUCAGAAGGAAAACCCAAAUUCGAGGCAUAUGAAAUCGAUCCACCUAAGAAAUUCAAAUGGAAAACGAAGAAAAAACUGAAGUUGCAAAGAAAGAAAGAGAAGCACAAGAGAAACUUAGCAAACAAAAAGGACCCCCGUCGUCUCACCAUCAAAGGAUCUAAAAGGAAAGCCAGGUUUGCCAAUGCUGAGGAACGAAUCAAAUAUAAGCUCGAAAAGGCAAAAAUCAAAGAAUCCUUGCUGAUUGAAAGGCUGAAGAGGUAUGAAGUUUCAAAACUUCAAGGACCAAUGGUGAAACCAGUUGACAUGACAGGUGAAGAACGAUUCUACAUGAAGAAGAUGGCUCAAAAAGGAUCCAAUUAUGUUCCAGUUGGAAGAAGAGGUGUGUUUGGAGGUGUCAUCCUGAAUAUGCAUAUGCAUUGGAAGAAACAUGAAACUGUAAAGGUCAUUGGAGAUGACACCAUAAUCUUUUAUCGUGGGAAGGAUUAUGUGAUGCCUGAGGUUAUGAGUCCAAUCGACACAUUAUCCAAGAAAAAAGCACUUGAAAAGUCAAAGUAUGAGCAAUCUCUGGAGUCUGUAAGGCACUUUAUUGCUGUUUCUGAGAAGGAACUUGAAUUAUAUCAUAGACACAUUGCACUUUAUGGUGACUCUUCUGCUGAUCAUAAGCGCAACACUGUUAUUGGGUCCCACCAAGUUCUUGAGGAGAAUGUUGAUGGUUUAUCAAACCAAGAAUUAUCAGCAAGUGAAGUUGAUGAUGAUGAUGAUGAUGAUGAUGAUGAUGAUGAUGAUCUGUCUUUAAGUGAUAUGAGUUGCACAGAUGAGUCUACUAGUGAAUUGGAUUCUUGUAAUGAAGAAACAUAGACUAUACUUAAGAGGUUUUCUAGAGCUAUUUUUUAUGAUGAAGAUGAAGAGGGUAUCCAUGUCUUUUGCACAUAAGAAAGAUCCACGAGUCCAUGUCCCACAUUUUUGGGUUGUCCCAUUGACAUCAGUCCAAGUCCAGUAUACUCCAAACACAGUACAAAUUGUCUUGUCUUGUAAUGUAAUGUGAUGUCAUGUCAUGUCAUGUCAUGUCCUGUCCUGUCCUGUCUUUUCCUGUCACCCACAGCAAAUGGAGCCUUAGAGUUGAUCUUGAUUUAGGUUAAGAUUAUAGAUUUAUGAUCUAGUCUUGAUUAAUGGAUCAAAUGAGAUGG
Lactuca virosa is the source of this 1527-nucleotide messenger RNA. The record is from the annotation of a GenBank genome assembly. NCBI's taxonomy places the organism in Eukaryota, Viridiplantae, Streptophyta, Magnoliopsida, Asterales, Asteraceae.